Prorocentrum cordatum is the source of this 2958-nucleotide messenger RNA. The record is from the annotation of a GenBank genome assembly. Lineage: Eukaryota; Dinophyceae; Prorocentrales; Prorocentraceae.
AGGACUGGCCCAAGUCGUCUUCUGCUCGUGCAUGUUGGAGCGUGCACUCUCUCCUUUGUUCUAGCGAAGCCCAGCCCGUGGCAGCGGAUGUCGGCUCCGCCGGCGCCCCGCGGCGCCGCAGCGGGCCGCGAGGAGUGCUGGCGGGGCGGCCGCACGCCCCAGCGCUGCUGCGUGCGCGCGGACCUGGCCUGCUGGGCCGAGGCCUCGGCCCGGGCGCGGUGCUGCGGCAACCAGUCGCUGCCGUGGUGGCACGGCGGCCGCGUGGGAGGACCGGCCCGCUUCGUGCUCUGGUUCGUGCGCGAGCGCCCCGCCUGCGUGACGAGCCCCCAUCUGCGGCCCGCCGCCUGCUGCGGCGGCACCGCCGAGGCGGCGUCCUCCUGCUGGGGCGGCGCCUUCACCAAGGAGAGGUGCUGCGGCCACGCCGCGCUGCCCGCGCGGGGCGACCCCCAGUGCUGGAACGGGAUCUACUCCUACCAGAGGUGCUGCGCGACGCCGGCGGGCCCCGCGGACGACGAGUCCUGCUGGGGGCCCCCCGGCGAGCAGGGCGGCUUCACCCCGGAGCGCUGCUGCGGCACCGCCGCGCCUGCUUCCGGCGGAAGUGGGCGGAACUGGACCGCGCUCCACGCGCUGGCCGCCAGGUGCGCAUAUGGGCGACCAGGGCGCCUGGCGUGGUGCGCGGGCAGGUGGCCGGCGGCCCUGGGGCGCGGCACCGCCGCGCUGGGGGAUGCGCACGCCAGGGGCGCGGCGCUGUCGCUCGCGCGGAGCGCGCUGGGGGCGCCCGCCCUCGCGGUGGCCGUGCUGCUGCUCGCCUGCUGCGCGCUCCUGGACGCCGCGGCCGCGGCAGCUGGCCCUCCGAGGACCUGGCGCGAGCGGGGACCGGACCCCCGCGACACGAACGACCCGCGGCGGGAGGACCGGAAGGCCGUGAGAGUGGGCGACAGGGUGUUCUUCGAGAGCAGGGUGCCCUGCUGGCUCGGGUUCCACUGCCGCCGUGCGGUCUGCGUCUUCACCCACCCGGACGGCCGCCGCGUGGACGGCGACGAGUCCCCCCAGAGGAGGAAGAGCUGGUCUCCGCGCCGGCCCCGCAGCUCCCCCAAGCGGCCGAGGCGCUCGCCGCGGCGGCAGCGCGCGCGCUCGCGCUCGCGCUCCGCGAGGAGGUGGGCGGCGCCGGGGUCGCGGGCCAGUGCGCCGGCGCGCCGCGCCUCGUCGUCGUCGUCAUCCGCGUCCUCGCCGUCGGCAUCGCCGGCCUCCUCGCGCUCCAGCUCGCAGUCGGGCGGCGGCCCCGCCGGCGGGGCGUCGCCGGCCGCCCCAGAGGCAGGCUCCUUCCGCGAGUUCGUGAGGACGCUGGAGGACUCGACGACGCCCGAGGAUGCGGUCGCGGAGUGGAAGAAGCAUCAGGAGAAGCUGAAGCUCAAGGAGCGCCUUGCGCAGGAGGCGCUCGUGGAGCAGGGCCUCGAGAAGGUGAAGGGCACCAGCCUGUUCUUCGACUCAUACCACCCCCUCGCUGCCGUCAGGAUCUACGAUCUUCGGGUGCGCUGCGCCCAGCGGAGAGCGGAGCUCUUUGUGAAGAGCGUGCAAGAGAAUCUUUACGAUGGGCUGCACUUGAGUACUGCGGCGCCGGGGACCGGUGCUCGCGAGGGGGCCACGUGCCUGACUGCCGGGCACAUGAAGGCACCACACUUCGCUUUCGACCCGGACGUGAAUGGGCUCGUGUUCAGCGAGGUGCCUCCCCGAACGAGCAUCUGGGCCAUCCGCACAGCUUUGGAACGGUGCCCUGGCUUCUUGCAUUUUUACUGCUCCGAGCCGGCACCGAAGAGCCUCGCGCGAGAAGUACGUGCCAGCUUUGCAACGGUGGACGACGCACAGGCAGCACUUUCAGUGCAAUCCGACAGUGAGCUGGCAGGCGCCUUCUUGAAGACUUCUAGGCUAAGCCCUGCGUCGAGCCUCAGCGCGCUGGUUGCUCCGCCAGAGAUGUCUUUGCCCGACCGCAUUUGUAAGGACGAGGCGCUGUCGGCACAGGCAGUGCGCCUCUUGGAUGAGCUGGCUGGCGUGCCGUCAUCGGUCACGGACGCGCUCCUCUCUACAGGCGUCUCGCAAGAGUCUGGGGGCUUGCAGGCCAAGCUCGAUCUUCAGGUGCUCUACCUGCGGCGGGUGCACCACUUCUGCUUCUACGCGGCUGAGUGGUGCAGCAGCGAAUGGGACCUUUUCCGAAACUGCGGCGCUGUGAUGCUCCGCGACGCGCUUCCAAAUGACGCCACGGGGGUGACGCCCGGUCCAUGGACAGAUGCUCACGAGCAGAGGCUCGCAUUCUUCCUCACAACAGCGCAGCUCGUGCAGCCUGCCGCCAUGAGCGAGGCUGACCGCGUAAAGUUGGACAAGACUAUCGCUGAGACGGUCGAGAAGAAGACCGAGAAAAUAUCGGAAGGAAAGUAUAAGUGCGUUGACUGUGGUAAGCUCUUCCGUGGACCAGAUUUCGUCCAGAAGCACCUGCGAAAGGCGCACACGGACAUUUUCGAGGCCAUCAAGCAAGACAUCUACCAGGAGGCUGCAUGCGAGGCAUUCCGUAAGAACCCAAUCCGUGCGUCUGGAUUCCAGUAGCUGGCGUCCUCUCGGCCAGGCCCGUGCAAGAGCCUCCGAAAUGGGCCGCCUCACAUUUAGAAGCGCCCCCUCUGCUUGGCCAACAGUCCCGCCGUGUCGACGGCACGCGUACAGGCCAGCCCUGUUAGAGCGUGCUCGAGCGGGAAUCAGCAGUGCACUGGUGUGCGGUCUUGGGAGACCACGUGGGCACUAGUCCAGCACGUGCAGGCUUUCCUGCUCGGCCCGUGGGCGUUCGCCCUGCUUGCCUUAGAGCGCCGGGCACGGUACGGACGGCUUUCGGGGCCCCGAAGCAGCGGGCGUGCCGAGGCGAAGGUCAGGUCGACCAACAAACAAACGGCGCCACCCCACCUUCGGCCCUCC